GCACGUGCUCUGUUUCCCAUCCCUCUCCCUUCUUAUAUCUAUGAUGCCACCUGACCCCUUGGAUAUCAUAAUAAUUAUUAUUAUUAUUGAUUAUGAUAGGUGUUGACCAAUUUAAGAAGUACAUAGGAUUGACAGACACUCAACUUGAUGAAUUAAUCCAAGAAGAGGACUGUUCACAUUUGGCAAGAUUCUUUGAAGAUGUUAAAGAAUACGUACAUCUUUUUGGACUAAGCACUGAUGAAAAAGGUGAUGUUCUAAAAGAAUCAAAAACUAAAAUAGCCAUAACACUUCUUUUGCAAGCCUGGGUGAGGUUAAACCAUGAUGUGGCUACAUUUAGGGAGCUCUUAUUAAUCUUGAUAGAACAGACUAAGGGAGAGGUUGCAAGAAAUGUCUGUGAGUACUUGAAACAAAAACACUCAACAAUUGAGGAAAGCCCUCAGAAAUUUCAAGCAAAAUUGACAACAUUGACCGACAAAAUUGAUCAUCGAGAGAGAAAGUUACAAUCUAUCAGCACAGCAACUAAAAGCGACUUCAAGAAAUUCAUAGCAAUAAUUGUGGGACUAACUGUUUUAAUUUUUUCUCUCAAUGUGACCAAUAAUCAACGACCUGUUCCCCGAAUCUCUAUACCACUAGGCCCUCCUCCAUUAAUCAUGACCAACUUCCAACAGCACAAAAGAGAAAAUCAUUUAUGGCACUCAAUCCCUGUGUACACUCACAAUCGUGGCUACAAAAUAUGUCUUGGAGUCUAUGCUAAUGGGCAAGCACAACACAAGGGAACGCAUAUCUCUGCUUUUAUUCAAUUUAUGGAGGGAGAAUUCGAUGAUGAAUUGAAAUGGCCAUUUUGUGGAGUCAUUAGUUUUUCGGUAAUGGACCAACAUACUAGCCUGUCACUAAGUUUUGAUGCUAAGUAUGAAGGUACAGAUGGACGUGGUGAGAGAGUUGAGCGCGGAGAUCAAUAUUCUGAAAAUAAAUUUGGAAAGGGGGACUUCAUUUCUCAUGAAAAGCUCAAGCUGUUAUUCUUACAUAAUGACACUCUUCUAUUUGAAAUCCACCAAGUAGAGCUGCACUCUAAUUAGAUGCAUAUAAAUUUUAUAAUGCCAGAAUACAACAAUUUUGUAAAUGUACAUGACAUCACUGAUAUAAAAGGGGUGGUACACAAUAUUAUUAAGCAAGCCAACUAUUAAUAAAAUGUCUUCAGAAAAAACUCAGAAUGAGUGUGAGGGACCAGAGCAAGAACAACUUCAAGGUUUUGACCCGUUCAAGAACAACAACAAAGGAUUGACUGAUCAGCUUGAUGAAUUAAUCCAAGAAGACGACUUAUUAAAUUUAACUGGAUUUUUUGAGGAUGUUAGAGAAUACAUACAUCUUUUUGGACUAAGCGCUGAUGAAAAAAGCGCUGAUGAAAAAAGCGAUGUUUUAAAAGAAGAAAAAACUAAAUUAGCCGUGGCACUUCUUUUGCAAGCCUGGGUGAGGUUAAAUCAUGACUCGGCUACAUUUAGGGAGCUCUUAUCAAUCUUGAUUAAACAGAAUAAGGGAGAGGUUGCAAGAAAUGUCUGUGAGUACUUAGAACGGAAACACUUAACAAGUGAACAAAACUAUCGGAAAAUUCAAGUGAAACUAAUGGGGCUAGCAAACAAAACUGCUCAUCAAGAUAAAAAAUUGCUGUCUAUGAUUCAAAAGAAUAGUCUCUUUAAGUCAAUCAUAGUAUCACUAGUGAUUGCCAUUAUUACAAUGUUUGCUUACAACAUCACUUCUUCCCAAACUGAACGAAACACUCUUCCCCGGAUCUCUAUACCACUGGGUCCCCCUCCAUUGAUCAUGACCAAUUUCCACCAACACAAGAUCAAGACUGAGGACGUAUGGUACUCAACACCAGUCUACACUCACGACCGUGGCUACAAAAUCUGUCUUGGUGUCUACGCCAAUGGACAAGCACAAUAUACAGGAACACAUGUCAGUGGUCUUGUCUAUUUCAUGAAGGGAGAAUUUGACGAUGAAUUAAAGUGGCCAUUUCGUGGGAUCAUAUAUUUCAGAGUACUAGACAAACUCAAAGACAUAAUUUCGUACAUAUAUGUCGAAUAUAACAGCAAGGGAGAAGGAGAACGAGUUACAGGUGAUGCCGAGUAUUCAAAAGCAGGAAGAGGAAGUUUGAAAUUUAUUUCCCACAAUGAACUAGAACAUAAAUUCUUAUAUCAUGAUACCCUUGUGUUUCAAAUCUACUUAGUAAAACUUUUAUAAAAAUAAAUGUUUAAGAUAUCCAGUGCACCACUCAC
Molecule: messenger RNA, 2273 nt
Organism: Halichondria panicea
Lineage: Eukaryota; Metazoa; Porifera; Demospongiae; Suberitida; Halichondriidae
Exons: 2
Coding region: 1189-2238 (349 amino acids)
Biological process (GO): signal transduction
Molecular function (GO): protein binding
Source: RefSeq, a predicted model, not a curated record